AUGUGGAAAUGGAACCUUGCCUUCCAAUGCGUCGUGAACAUUGGUGUACGUGGUACAGAGCCUGUGCGCACAAGAGUGGUAGAGGCUGAUAUGGUGCCUGUGAUCGCUACCAUUCUACACGAUUACAUCCUUGUCAUUGAAAAGGAAAGGCAGAGAUAUGAUAGCGAACGCCAACGACAUCCUGCCAAGGUCAAGACGCAUACGAACGCACCGCGGAGCGCCAGACUACCAAGGGACUUGACCCAGGAGCAGCAAAGCCGUUCGUCCUUCCUGGAGCAUCAGAUGAGCAAUCUUGACAAUGGACAAGCCAGACGUCAAGCUCCUCCACGAUCACUCGAACUUGCACCAAAUUUUGCAGACAGAUUCACUACUGGAGAGCCCAGCCAGACUGCACCCCUACCUCCAUUGCACGCGUCAACCAUCUAUACAUCUCCACCGGAGAGAACAACUUUCCCUCGACCGAUACUCCAACACCAGACGCGCAGUCACGAUGGACGCAAUCCAUUUCAGCAGGAUACGAUAGCAGGCUCUGUAACAAGCACGUCACGUCCGGAUAUUAGAGAGGCGUUUCCCUUACAGCCAGUUCGUGACGCUGAUCGACUGCCCUCGAUGAUGCCGCCAAUCCUGACUGGAAUCACGUCGAAUCCCAACUCGCCGACCACGCCGUCAGCUCCUCUAGUGCAAAGCACUAUAUCGCCCAACGAAAGGCGUUUGAGAAGACCAUCGAUCAGGCAACAGCCAUCAACAGACGACGUGCUUAUGGACGAUGUGAACAAUAUAAUUGAAGAGACCAUAGCCGAGCAAGAAGCGAGAGAUGACAACGAUCGUAACAGGGCCCUCGAAGGCGACAUCACACCUCGAGCGAUUCACGAAGAUAGAGAUCCCCUGAGCUUGACCAUCCCAGGCACGCUACUACCAGAACAAGACAACGUCGAUAUUGCACAACAGACGCCGACUGCGGCUACGGCCCUCGAGUCUCUGCUCACUCAAGCAGAAGAUACCAAUGGUGUAUCUCCUGGUAUGAAUGGCCCACAACCUACAGCAUCGCCCGUGGUCCCAUUCACCCAAUAUACGAAUGUCUGGGUCCGCACAGCGACAUCCAAUUCAGCUAUCGUACCAUUGAUGCCACGUGACGAUGAUGUUCUAUUGGGUUUGCAGCUACUGGCGUACAUCUCCAAGUAUUGUGAUCUUCGACAUUACUUCCAGGCUACGCAUCUUGUGCCUAGGCUUAGGAUUGAUCACGAAGUGGAACGGAUUUACAAUUCUGGUUUGAAUCUCCCUGAGCCAACCGAGGAUGAGCUUGAGGAGUAUUUGCAGCUGGAUGAUGUGAACAUCUUUCCCCUUGUAGAGAAAUUCACCAUUCCACACCAUCCAAAAGACAUGCAAUACUGGGCUUGUGUGGUUAUGCGAAAUCUAUGCAGGAAAGAUGACGCUAGGGGUGGUACUCGUCAAUGUGCCAACUACAAGUGCGGUAAAUGGGAAGAGUAUCCUCGACAAUUUGCCAAGUGCCGUCGAUGUAAGCGGACCAAAUAUUGUAGCAAGGAAUGCCAACGAGAUUCUUGGACCAUGCACAGGCAUUGGUGUCAAACGACACCUUAA
Lithohypha guttulata is the source of this 1599-nucleotide messenger RNA. RefSeq lists its product as uncharacterized. Bases 1 to 1599 code for a protein of 532 amino acids. The record is from RefSeq and is a predicted model, not a curated record. Gene Ontology annotation, biological process: ubiquitin-dependent protein catabolic process; establishment or maintenance of cell polarity. Lineage: Eukaryota; Fungi; Ascomycota; Eurotiomycetes; Chaetothyriales; Trichomeriaceae. The transcript is spliced from 2 exons. Gene Ontology annotation, cellular component: MUB1-RAD6-UBR2 ubiquitin ligase complex.